GCCCAUGGAGCCUGGGGCCACAGGCCACAGGGGACAAGGGCCAGAAACCCUGGCCAUGGCUCUGGGCCAUUGAUCCAGCCCAGGCUGGCUGGUGGGGGUGGGGAGACCUUGGCCUGGACAAACAGAGGCUCGGGGCCUGCGUGCGGGCCCGACACCCACCUGCCACUCCCAGAGCAGGAUGCCCAUGGCCGAGGCCCCCCAAGCAGCCGGUGGACAGGGCGAUGGAGGUGAUGGUGAGGAGGCAGAGCCGGAGGGGAUGUUUAAGGCCCCCAAGGACUCCAAGAGAAAAGUCCGGGACCACCUCCGCCUGGCGCCCCUGUGGCUGGCCCUGGUUGCGCUGGUUUCCGUGGGGAUCCUGCUCUGGUAUUUUCUAGGGUACAAGGCAGAGGUGACGGUCAGCCAGGUGUACUCAGGCAGCCUCCGCGUGCUCAAUCGCCACUUCUCGCAGGACCUUGCCCGCCGGGAGUCCAGCGCCUUCCGCAGUGAAACUGCCAAAGCCCAAAAGAUGCUCAAGGAGCUCAUUGCCAGCACCCGCCUGGGUCCUUACUACAACUCCAGCUCAGUCUAUUCCUUUGGGGAGGGCCCCCUCACCUGCUUCUUCUGGUUCAUUCUCCAAAUCCCCGAGCACCGCCGGCCGAUGCUGAGCCCCGAGGUGGUGCAGGCACUGUUGGUGGAGGAGCUGCUGUCCACGGCCAACAGCUCGGCCCCCGCCCCCUACAGGGCCGACUAUGAGGUGGACCCCGAGGGCCUGGUGAUCCUGGAAGCCAGCGUGAAAGACAUAGUUGUGCUGAACUCCACGCUGGGCUGCUACCGUUACAGCUACGUGGGCCAGGGCCAGGUCCUCCGGCUGAAGGGACCCGACCACCUGGUCUCCAGCUGCCUGUGGCACCUACAGGGCCCCAAGGAUCUCAUGCUCAAACUCCGGCUCGAGUGGACGCUGGCCGAGUGCCGGGACCGGCUGGCCAUGUACGACGUGGCCGGGCCCCUGGAGAGGCGGCUCAUCACCUCGGUCUAUGGCUGCAGUCGCCAGGAGCCCGUGGUGGAGGUCCUGGCGUCCGGCGCCGUCAUGGCGGUGGUCUGGAAGAAGGGCCUGCAUAGCUACUAUGACCCCUUUGUGCUGUCCGUGCAGCCUGUGGCCUUCCAGGCUUGCGAGGUGAACCUGACCCUGGAGGGCCGCCUGGAGCCGCAGGGAGUCCUCAGCACGCCUUACUUCCCCAGCUACUACGCGCCCAGCACCCACUGCUCCUGGCACCUCACGGUGCCCUCCCUGGACUACGGCUUGGCCCUCUGGUUUGAUGCCUAUGCUCUGCGGAGGCAGAAGUACGACCUGCCAUGCACCCAGGGGCAGUGGACCAUCCAGAACCGGAGGCUGUGUGGCCUGCGCACCCUGCAGCCCUAUGCUGAGAGGAUCCCCGUGGUGGCCAGUGCCGGCAUCACCGUGAACUUCACAUCCCAGAUCCCGCUCACUGGGCCCGGUGUGCAGGUGCACUAUGGCCUAUACAACCAGUCGGAUCCCUGUCCUGGAGAGUCCCUCUGCUCCGUGAACGGACUAUGCGUGCCAGCCUGCGACGGGGUCAAGGACUGCCCCAACGGCCUGGAUGAGAGAAACUGCGUCUGCAGAGCCACAUUCCAGUGCCAAGAAGACAGCACGUGCAUCUCCCUGUCCAGAGUCUGUGACCGGCAGCCUGACUGUCUCAACGGGAGUGACGAACAGCAGUGCCAGGAAGGAGUGCCUUGUGGGACAUUCACCUUCCAGUGUAAGGACCGCAGCUGCGUGAAGAAGCCCAACCCGCAGUGUGACGGGCUGCCUGACUGCAGGGACGGCUCGGACGAGCAGCACUGUGACUGCGGCCUGCAGGGCCCCUCCGGCCGCAUAGUGGGCGGCGCCGUGUCUUCUGAGGGCGAGUGGCCCUGGCAAGCCAGCCUCCAGGUUCGGGGCCGGCACAUCUGUGGGGGGGCGCUCAUCGCUGACCGCUGGGUGAUCACGGCCGCCCACUGCUUCCAGGAGGACAGCAUGGCCUCCCCGGCUCUGUGGACCGUUUUCCUGGGCAAGGUGUGGCAGAACUCGCGCUGGCCGGGCGAGGUGUCCUUCAAGGUGAGCCGUCUGGUCCUGCACCCUUACCACGAGGAGGACAGCCACGACUACGAUGUGGCCCUGCUGCAGCUCGACCACCCCGUGGUGCGCUCGGCCGCCGUGCGCCCCGUCUGCCUGCCAGCGCGCUCCCACUUCUUCGAGCCGGGCCUGCACUGCUGGAUCACCGGCUGGGGCGCCCUGCGCGAGGGCGGCCCCACCAGCAACGGUCUGCAGAAGGUGGACGUGCAGCUGAUCCCGCAGGACCUGUGCAGCGAGGCCUAUCGCUACCAGGUGACACCCCGCAUGCUGUGUGCCGGCUACCGAAAGGGCAAGAAGGAUGCCUGCCAGGGUGACUCGGGCGGCCCACUCGUGUGUAAGGAGUCCAGUGGCCGCUGGUUCCUGGCGGGGCUGGUCAGCUGGGGCCUGGGCUGUGGCCGGCCCAACUACUUUGGCGUCUACACCCGCAUCACAGGAGUGAUUGGCUGGAUCCAGCAGGUUCUGAGCUGAGGAGCUGCCCUCCUGGGGAGCGGGGGGCCCACCUCCAGGACCCAAGUGUCCAGCGCACCCUCUAGUCAGGGGGGGCAAGUAUCCUGGGGGCGGCAGGACCCGCGGAGGCAGGAGGUAGUGUCCUGUCGUCCCGGACCUCCUCCCUGACACCUGCCCCCAGGGAGGGCAACAGGAGGAGGAGGAGAGCCAUCAGCCGGUGGGUGACUCCCCCUGCACCCCCAGCCAAGGAGAGUCACCCCCAGCCCUGUUGCCUCCUAAUCCCUUCUCCUCCUUCCCCUUCCUCCACUGCUGACUUUGGGGGGAAAUGGUUCAGCUGCAGAAACGGGACUUCCGGGUACCAGUAGAGGUGGCUGGACUCCCCUCCACCAACAGAGAGCAGAUCCCAGCCUGUGAACUUGAGGGGGUGUGGGUGGAAGACAUCCUCAAGGAGGGACCCCCGGAGCCCUGGGGACAGCCACCUGGGCCAGCUGCCACCGUAAGCCAAAGGGUGGGGGCGCCCGGGGUCUAGGCUCCUCACCCCACCCCUACCUGUCCCCUGGGCCUCCACGGCUCACUCACCUGGAAGUGAGCUCCACUGCCCGUGCAAUAAAGCCGUUUGAUCUGA
Suricata suricatta (meerkat) is the source of this 3185-nucleotide messenger RNA. It is a transcript of the gene TMPRSS6, whose product is annotated as transmembrane serine protease 6. The transcript has 18 exons. NCBI's taxonomy places the organism in Eukaryota, Metazoa, Chordata, Mammalia, Carnivora, Herpestidae. Bases 179 to 2581 code for a protein of 800 amino acids. Gene Ontology annotation, molecular function: protein binding; serine-type endopeptidase activity. Gene Ontology annotation, biological process: proteolysis. The record is from RefSeq and is a predicted model, not a curated record.